This is a messenger RNA of Saccoglossus kowalevskii, 1257 nucleotides long. RefSeq names its product alpha-tectorin-like. The record is from RefSeq and is a predicted model, not a curated record. Lineage: Eukaryota; Metazoa; Hemichordata; Enteropneusta; Harrimaniidae.
UAAUCGUUAAAAUCGAACGAGCGGAUCAAAUCUAUCAGUUGCAUGAGUGUUUGUCUGAAGUCUCUGCACAACAUUUCCCGUUGAAGAGUAUUGUACGAAAUACAGCCACGAUGUUACGUUUAUUAUUGAUCCUUGUGGUUACCAGUUUGACUCUAGCAGUCCCACACGAGAAAUUGGUCGAGAAGCGCAGCCCUAUUAUCGAACAGUACCACGUUAUAGAGGGACCAAUGGACUGGUACGAGGCAAAAGCUGCAUGUGAAGCAAACGGAUGGCAACUCGCACAACCCAGAACUCAGUUCCAAAUGGACGAGAUAAUGAAAUUAUAUGUGGCAGGUUUUUAUUGGAUUGGUGUAAGCGAUGAGAACCAUGAAGGGGAUUUCACUUACUGCUCAGAUGACCACCCAAUUACCUACAACAACUGGGAUACAAACGAGCCAAAUAAUGAAUACGGAGAGGAAAACUGUGUUGAGGUCUGGAAAUUAGCGGGCAAUUGGAAUGACGUUAAUUGCACCUUGGUACGAGCCCAUGCAAUUUGCGAGCAGCAUGGACCCGUUGGUGAGCCUCAUAUGAGGACAUUCGAUGAACGUACUUAUAAUUUCCAAGGAAUAGGCUGGUACUAUCUUUUCAAGGACUGCAACGACAACCCUCGUUUUGAAAUCACAACCAAAUUUGAACCAAGAGAAGAUAGUACACCAGACAAUAUCAAGACGCGAACUAUUGCAGUCAACGUAACUGUUGGAAAUCAAUACGCAAUUAUUGAUGGACGUGAUGUUACUACAGGACGUACAGAUGGACAGGUGACUGACGCAAAAGUUAUAACAGUCCAGGAAGAAGAGGAGGAUAUUAAACUGCAGUUCACUUCAAAGGACACGACAUUCUUUCUUAGAUGGACUCUGAGAAAGCACGCAUUAGAUGUAUCCUACUCUGGCACUUUUUACAGCGGAAAGCUAUGCGGUCUGAUGGGUAAUGCAGAUGAUGAUCCCCGCAAUGACUUUCAGAAACCUGAUGGCAGUAUUACCAAAAACGCUAUUGAAUUUGGUGAAAGCUGGAAAGUAACUUACAAAAAGUAAAUGAGACUAAGGAAGCCAACAACUGACGAAAAGACGGGCGUCGUAACAGCCUUGUUAGUUUUAGAGAUCCAUAUUCGUUAGCAUUUUAUGAUGGUGUUUUGGGGGGAAAUUAGUAGAUAUGUUUUAUUUUAUCUAUUGCUUAACGAGAUUAGUUCAAUAAAAAGUAAAUAUAAUCAUAUCACAAAAA